Mauremys mutica (yellowpond turtle) is the source of this 3162-nucleotide messenger RNA. RefSeq names its product family with sequence similarity 98 member A (gene TSLIG3A). The record is from RefSeq and is a predicted model, not a curated record. NCBI's taxonomy places the organism in Eukaryota, Metazoa, Chordata, Testudines, Geoemydidae. Gene Ontology annotation, cellular component: tRNA-splicing ligase complex. The coding region runs from base 309 to 1961 and encodes 550 amino acids. The transcript is spliced from 9 exons.
UCUCCAGGCGGCCAGAACCCUCCACAUUCCAACGUGGGUUCCACAGGAGGGGGUCCUUCGUGUCAGGGCUUCCAGACACUGCCUGAAAAAAACAAUUUUUCUUCAAGGGGCCGUUACUGCUAUUAAAACAAAAAAUCGGAAAUUAAAAAAAAUCACCAGUCGCGCUGAAAGAGAAACAGAGAGUAGCGGAGACGUUAAAAGAACACAAGGCGGUGAUGUGAGUUAGGCACCGCGUAGGGCAGCUCUCGGAGCCGGGUGCCCGCUUUGUCCCUCGCAAGGAAACAGGCCGGUGGGUGCCAGGGCAGAGGAUGGAGUUCGAGCUCAUGGAGAGCGACAUCCUGGAGUCGUUGGAGGAUCUAGGUUACAAAGGUCCAUUGUUAGAAGAUGGAGCGCUGACUCAAGCAGUCUCUGGUGGAGCCAGUUCUCCUGAAUUUACAAAACUCUGUGCUUGGCUGGUGUCUGAGUUAAGACUAUACUGUAAACUAGAAGAAAAUGUGCAAGCUACUAACAGUCCAAAUGAAGCAGAAGAGUUCCAACUUGAAGUGAGUGGGCUACUGGGGGAAAUGAACUGUCCAUAUGCAUCACUAACAUCGGGAGAUGUGACAAAACGCCUUCUCAAUCAGAAGAACUGCCUCCUGCUGCUCACAUACCUCAUCUCAGAACUGGAAGCUGCCAGAAUGCUCUGUGUGAAUGCCCCUCCAAAAAAAGCACAAGAAGGAGGUGGUAGCGAGGUCUUUCAGGAGCUAAAAGGCAUUUGUAUUGCAUUAGGCAUGUCCAAGCCUCCAGCCAACAUAACUAUGUUCCAGUUCUUCAGUGGAAUCGAAAAAAAACUAAAAGAAACCUUAGCAAAGGUUCCGCCUGGCCAUGUUGGAAAACCUUUACUGAAAAAACCAUUGGGACCAGCUCAUUGGGAAAAAAUUGAAGCAGUUAACCAAGCCAUAGCCAACGAGUAUGAAGUUCGGAGAAAACUGUUAGUGAAACGUUUGGAUGUAACUGUGCAGUCGUUUGGCUGGUCAGAUAGAGCAAAGAGUCAAACAGAGAAACUGGCUAAAGUCUACCAACCCAAACGUGCCCUUUUAACUACCAAGUGCACUAUUUCCAUUGCUCACCUCUUGGCAGCUCGGCAAGAUUUGUCAAAGAUUAUGAGGACAAGCAGUGGGUCUAUCAGAGAAAAGACUGUGUGUGCCAUUAAUAAGGUAUUAAUGGGCAGAGUACCUGACAGAGGGGGCAGACCAAAUGAAAUCGAGCCUCCACCUCCUGAGAUGCCACCAUGGCAGAAAAGACAAGAUGGUCCUCCACAGCAAAGUGGAGGCAGAGGAGGAAGAGGUGGCUAUGAAUCAUCAUAUGGAGGAAGAGGUGGUUAUGAACAAGGGGGUCAUGACAGAGGAGGGCGAGGAGGUUAUGAUUCGUCGUAUGGAGGACGAGGAGGUCACGAACAAGGGGGACAUGAACGAGGAGGUCGAGGAGGAGGACGGGGUGGUUAUGACCAUGGAAACAGAGGGGGAGGAAGAGGAAACAAGCACCAAGGAGGCUGGACAGAUGGCGGAGGAGGCGGCUAUCAGGACAGCAAUUACAGAGAUAGCAACUACAGAGAUGCAGGUUUUCAAACAGGUGGUUACCAUGGUGGCGGUGGUGGCUACCAAGGAGGUGGCUAUGGAGGCUAUCAGUCGUCUUCAUACACAGGAAGUGGAUACCAGGGUGGUGGCGGCGGCAGCAGCGGCGGUUACCAGCAAGACAACAGAUACCAAGACGGUGGGCACCAUGGUGAUCGAGGUGGUGGGCGUGGAGGAGGGAGAGGUGGCCGUGGAGGCCGCGGUGGCCGUGGAGGCCCAGGAGGAGGCUGGGGAGGCAGAGGUGGACAGAACUUUAAUCAAGGUGGGCAGUUUGAGCAGCACUUCCAGCAUGGAGGCUAUCAGUAUAAUCAGUCUGGAUUUGGACAAGGAAGACACUUUACUAGCUGAGGCUACUAAAUCUUACACUUCAGCAGAGCUCAAGUAAUAGAAACCUAGUUUCAGAGGCCUGAUAUAAUGCUUCUUGAAUUAGUACAAGACCAUAUGUGGCAGGCCAAGAUCCUGUCUGGGUGAGAGGUCUUGCUUCAAGCAAACUGUAGGUUCCCAUACAACUCUGAUUUUGUUUUUGUUGUUUGACUGAAAUAAAUAAAAUUGCCACUCUUCACUGGGAUUAACCAAACCUUAAACCAAUAGCUUAGCUUUUUAGAUGGAAUCCCUUUGAUCAAAUCAUUUUGUUCUGAAAUUAUUACCCUCCUGUGUUUGCCUUCCAUUCUGGGGGUAUAUAUACUGACGCUAGCAAUGCUUUUCUGGUCAGACUUGUAAUACACACACACAGCAUUGAAAAUGCAUUAAAUUAUCUUUUACAUGUUCUGCAUUUCUUUUUUUAAAUAUUCUUUAGGUGUAUAUGUUCCAAACACAGUUUUGAGUAUUGCUUUUGAUUUACUACCCUGUCACCUUAAUCAAGAAAAGGUUUCUCACUCAUGCUCUCACAUACCUGCUUUCAAACUGCUUUCUAACUCAUAGGUCUGUUGUAUCUAUUAUAUGAGCUCUACUGCAGAUACCACAUUCAGUAGCCUUAUCUUCCACUAAUUGAAAAUUCUAUCUCCUGCUCAACUCUGGAGAUCUCACCUGCGGCCAGAAUCUGCAAAGAUCAUUUUAAAACCAAGCUAAGUUGUGAACCGAUAGUGUAUGUAGGACUGUAGUUAAGUAUAGCAAUUCAAACUGACCUGCAUCCAUCCAAAACAAGUUGCUCCUCUUAUAAACCUAAUUUUUACUUGAAAUCAGCUAGAAGGAACAGCAAACUGAAAUCUGUUUUAUGCACGAAAUAAUACCACUGGCUCAGCAAAUUCCGGGCAAUUUGUUUUGGGGGUUGCUUUUUUUUUUCUUUUUUUUUUUUUUUUAAUUUUAUUUUUUGAAGAAAUGCACUACGGCCUGGAAAGACUAAUUCCUGCCUGGAGGAAGCCCUUUUACUAUUGCUGCAGAAAAUGAAGCCUGGCUGAGUUUGAUGUCUUGACAUUUUUUUCCUUUACUGAAAGCCACAUAAUGCUUCUUGCUGGGAUUUUGUGUACAUGAACAUUGUCAAGCUGUGAAAGAAAAUGGCUGAAGGUGUGCUGUUGUAUAAAAGGUGAGCAAUAAAAGUAUCUGUAUGUUC